This is a messenger RNA of Parasteatoda tepidariorum (common house spider), 2160 nucleotides long. RefSeq names its product solute carrier family 2, facilitated glucose transporter member 1. Gene Ontology annotation, cellular component: membrane. Lineage: Eukaryota; Metazoa; Arthropoda; Arachnida; Araneae; Theridiidae. The record is from RefSeq and is a predicted model, not a curated record. Gene Ontology annotation, molecular function: hexose transmembrane transporter activity. Gene Ontology annotation, biological process: monosaccharide transmembrane transport.
UUCUCUCGAUUAUCAACAGAUGGCAGAACAAAAAGAGGCGCUUAUAACUUCCUCUUGAUGAUACGGAUGUUUUGAUUUAUAGUAAUCUGAGUUACUAUGACGUCAUAGGAGAUUACUGGGUGAAUAUUUUUUAUUAGUUUAUUCUUAAGACAGGACUUCAUCCUAGUGUUUCCCAUUUUGAAUGCAGUGCUUUAAAUUGAAAGUUAACCUAAGCAUUAUUCCUAAAACAUCAAACAUUAUCUUAGAACCAGUAUGAAAAACUCAUUCUUGCAAAAUACUACGGACAUUUAAAAAAAAGUGAAAUCCACAUUUUUCUCUAUUUUUAAAAAUGACUGAACAGAUGAUGACCGGCGAGGUGAAGACUGACGAGGAAGCAAUUGGUGAAGUAACUGACCAGGUGAUUGGUGAGGUUGCUGACCAAGUGAUUAUUGAUGAGAUUAUUACUGACCAAGAAAUGUCUGACCAGCAAAGGAAAGAUGAGGAACCACCCAUUCAAAAAAUAACUUCUGUAGACCAGGAAUCUCAAAACAAAAGGUAUGGACAUGGGGAAUACAAUCUUACUUCACAUCUUUUAUUCGCAAUUGCUGCAGCUGGAGGUGGUGCAGGAUUUCAACAUGGCUACAACACAGGAGUUAUAAAUGCGCCGCAAUCGCUAUUGGUGGAUUUCGUAAAGGAAACAUACCAGAAUCGUUAUGGAGAAGUAAUGGAAGAAAAUAAAGUUGGUAUCCUGAUCUCUACUUUAGUGGCUGCAUUCUGCCUGGGUGGCAUGAUCGGGGCUUUACUUUCGUCAUACGCGGCCGAUUAUAUCGGACGCAAAUGGGGUCUCAUUUGGAAUAACAUUCUCGUUUUCGUAGGAGCAAUUCUCGAAGGUUGUUCCAAAGAAGCCAGUUCAUACGAAAUGUUCAUCAUAGGAAGAUUCAUAAUUGGUAUUAACUGUGGCCUGAAUGCUGCUCUGGGACCCAUGUACUUAUCAGAAAUAUCUCCAGUCAACUUUAGAGGAGCUAUAGGUUCCAUUUACCAGCUUACUAUCACAGUAACGAUUCUAAUAUCGCAAGUUAUGGGUCUUCCUGAGUUAUUUGGUAAUGAUUCUGGCUGGCCAUACGUGUUUGCACUAGCAUUUAUCCCUGCUGUAAUGAUGAUGAUCGCGCUUUAUUUCUGCCCAGAAUCACCUAAAUAUCUUUUGAAUAUUGGUGAAGCUGAGCAAGCCAAACAAGCAAUUCAAUGGAUUCUAGAAUCUGAAAAUGUUGAGGAAGAAAUGACAUUUUUGAAAAACGAAAUUGACGAUGCUCGGAGUUUGCCAAAGGUUACCCUUAAAGACAUGGCUAAUAAGGAGGUGUUGAAAAAGCCCCUUAUUGUUUCUGUAGUGAUUAUGAUGGCGCAACAGUUUUCUGGCAUCAAUGCAGCCAUGUAUUAUUCGACACAGAUAUUCAAGGCGGCGGGAGUGUCGGAGAGAAGUGCAGUCUAUUGUACGAUGGGAAUGGGGGUAGUCAAUGUUUUGACCACGAUUGUGUCUGUAAUACUGGUAGAAAGAGUUGGACGGAAAAUCCUCUUUCUGGUCGGAAUGGCUGGCAUGGCUAUCCUGUGCAUCAUCCUCACAAUUUCAAUGUCUUUAAAGAACUUCGGGCAUUUCGCAUCAUACAUAAGUGUUAUAACCAUCUUCUGUUUUGUGAUCAUGUUUGCGAUAGGACCGGGUUCCAUUCCCUGGUUUAUAGUGUCAGAACUGUUCACUCAAAAUGCGCGAUCUUUAGCGACAAGUAUUGCAGUUGGUACCAACUGGGGUUGUAAUUUUAUUGUCAGCAUUGGAUUCAUGCCGCUUUUUGAAUUGCUCAAGAACUUCAGCUUCCUCAUCUUCUUGGUGUUUCUGGUUCUGUCCAGCCUAUUCAUAUACUUAAAAGUACCCGAAACGAAAAAUAAAACAAUCGAAGAAAUACAGGAAUAUUUCCGUAGCGAAACUUCAGACACGGCUGGAUUGCCUCACUAGGAGUCAUGCCAUGGAAAAUAUUGUAUGACAAACUGUGACAUUUUUUAAAAUUUUAGCGAAUAUACAAAUGACAGCUGAAUUAUAAAUGUAUACAUGUAUAUAUUGUGAUUUCUUGUAUGUAAACUUUAUAAUUUCAUUCCCUGUUUUUUAUUCUUUUGAACCUUAUUGUGAAAUAACAG